Balaenoptera ricei (Rice's whale) is the source of this 991-nucleotide messenger RNA. RefSeq names its product DNA damage regulated autophagy modulator 1 (gene DRAM1). The transcript has 7 exons. Gene Ontology annotation, biological process: regulation of autophagy. NCBI's taxonomy places the organism in Eukaryota, Metazoa, Chordata, Mammalia, Artiodactyla, Balaenopteridae. Gene Ontology annotation, cellular component: lysosome. The record is from RefSeq and is a predicted model, not a curated record. The coding region runs from base 69 to 785 and encodes 238 amino acids.
CGCCUCCCAGCAGCGCGGAACCCCCGUUCCGACCCCGCAGAGCGCAGCGCCCUCCUGGCGGCGGCGCGAUGCUGUGCUUCCUGAGGGGAAUGGCCUUCAUCCCCUUCCUCCUGGUUACCUGGUCGUCCGCCGCCUUCAUCAUCUCCUACGUGGUCGCCGUGCUCUCCGGGCACGUCAACCCCUUCCUCCCCUACAUCAGUGAUACAGGAACAACACCUCCAGAGAGUGGUAUUUUUGGAUUUAUGAUAAACUUCUCUGCAUUUCUUGGUGCAGCCACGAUGUACACAAGAUAUAAAAUAGUAGAGAAGCAAAACCAAACCAGCUAUUUCAGCACUCCUGUUUUUAACUUGGUGUCGUUAGUUCUAGGAUUGGUGGGAUGCAUCGGAAUGGGCAUUGUAGCCAAUUUCCAGGAGUUAGCUGUCCCCGUGGUACACGACGGCGGUGCCCUUUUGGCGUUUGUCUGCGGUGUUGUGUACACGCUCCUGCAAUCCAUCAUCUCUUACAAAUCGUGUCCCCAGUGGAACAGCCUUUCCACAUGCCGCAUACGGAUGGCCAUCUCUGCCGUUUCCUCCGCAGCCGUCAUCCCCAUGAUUGCCUGUGCUUCGUUAAUUUCUAUAACCAAGCUGGAGUGGAAUCCAAAAGAAAAGGAUUAUGUAUAUCAUGUAGUGAGUGCGAUCUGUGAAUGGACAGUGGCCUUUGGUUUUAUUUUCUACUUUCUAACAUUCAUCUACGAUUUCCAGAGUGUCACCCUAAGGAUAUCCACAGAAAUCAAUGGUGAUGUUUGAAGAAAGGAGAAUUCAUUCUCACUCAAUGAAAGUGGCAGACAAUUUCUAGAAGUGGUACAGAGGAUAGACAGGGUUUUAACACCGCCCUGCGUGGAAUUCAUCUGCAGCACAUCCAGGACUUGAAUUUCUUUAAGAAUUCCCAAUAGUUGUACUAUUUCCAAAGGUAUGUUUUCCUAGAGAAUGUACAGCAUUUAUGACAUUGUAGC